GCAGAUGUCAACUGUCAGCAAAGUGAAAUUGUCAAAAUACCAAAGAGAGUAAGAGAGAGACUAACUAUUGAUAUUGACGCCUUUUUGUAGUUGUUUUUAAUUUGAGAGCACAAUUACUUCGGCGUAUCAUAAUUAUGCAUUUAAAAUUUUGGCCAAUGGUGGUGAAUCUAUGUAACUACGCCGCAUAACAAAAAUGUCUUUAUUCCCGGCUUACGCUCAAACUUCAAACAUUACUCAAACUGAUAAUGAAGUAGAGAUAAGUGGCGAGUGGCUGGCUGAGGCACAGCUGCUGGCGAGCGACACAGACGAGGAGCGCGAGGCGUGCCGGCCACGCGCCGCCACCUCACCGCCUGAACACCAUCAGCACUUCUAUGUUGAUCGCAAGUUAGAUGUCGCCAACUUGCGGGUCUCUACGCUUUAUUACCCUGGAAGACCACAGUACGAGGCGCCGGCCCCGCACGCGGCGCUGGGCGCGCCGGCCCGCGCGCCGCGCCGCGCCCGCCGCCGCGCGCGCCGCUACCACGCCGCGCCCGCGCCGCCGCCCGCGCCGCCGCACCACGAGCUGGCGCAGCGCACGCGCGCCUUCCGCGACCUGCUCGCCGGCGCUCCCCACGACGAGGAAACGUGGCUGCACUUCAUUGACUUCCAAGAGUGCACGCGAGAUCCCGACGCCGCGCUGGCGGCGGCCACCGAGGCCGCGGCUGUGCUGGGCUCGUCGCGGCGCGUGCGGGCCGCGCUGCACCGCGCGCGCGGGCUGGCGCUGUCGCCGCACCGACGCCUGGAGCUGCUGCGCGGGGAGCUGGCGGCGGCGGGCGGCGACGGCGCUCUGCUGACGGAGCUGUGGCUGCGCGUGCUGGCGUGCGCGGCGGAGGCGGGCGGCGAGGGGCUGGAGGCGGCGGCGGCGGCGGCGCUGGCGGGCACGCGCGGCCACGCGGCGGCGUACCCGCACGUGCUGUACGCGUACGGCGCGUACCUGCGCGCGGCGGGCCACUGGGAGCGGCUGGUGCUGCUGCUGGAGCUGGUGGCCAGCAUGAACUUCCCGCCCGCCGCCUUCCCGCCGCCUCCUGACCCCGACCGGGAACUCGAACAGGAGCGCCGUUUAACUGAGCUCGAGGACAAGGCGCUGAGCAGCGCGCUGCCGCUGAGCACGGUGUGGGUGCGCGUCGAGCGGGCCCGCGCCGCCGCGCACUGGCGCCCCGCGCAGCCGCCCGGGGCCCCGCCGCCCGGGGCCCUGCCGCCCGGGGCCCCGCCGCCUGCCCUGCCGCCCGCCGACCCCGAGCGCACGCCGGCGCCGGCCGACGUGGCGGAGCUGCUGCGCGCCGCCGCGCCGCAAGCCGCCGACCUGCUGCUGGUGCAGAUGCUGCGCCUCGCCAAGGUGCCGCUGCUGCCGGCGGCGCAGUUCUCGCUGGAGCGCGUGCACGCGGAGGGCGGCGCGCUGGGCGACGCGGCGGAGGCGGGCGGCGCGGAGGCGCUGCUGGCGCUGCUCCGCGCCGCGCGCCGCCUGCCGCCCGCGCACCCCGCGCGCCAGCCCGGCGCCGCCGCGCUGCUGGCGCUGCUGGCGGACCCGCCGCACUACUUCUCCGACGACGCGGGCUACCUGCGCUGGGUGUCGGCGCUGUGGGACGCCGCCUGCGGCUGGGCGGCGCCGGGCGACGCGCGCGCCGCGCUGCUGUGCUGGCGUCUGCGCUGGCUGCACUCGCUGCAGCUGCUGCUCGAUAUGGAGGAGGAAGCGGGCCGCAGCGAGGCGCGACGCAUCCGACAGCACGCGCGCGCUGCACUCAAGCGCUUCGGCGACGACCAUCCGCUGCCGUACGCACAGCUCGCCCGCCUGCUGCACGCCGCCGGCGACGCGCCGCAAGCCCGCGCCGCCGCCGCCCGCGCCGCCAGCGCCGCGCUGCGCCGCCCGCACGCGCACCAGCGCCUCUACGUCGCCAGGGUGAUGGGCGAGGUGAGCGACGACGACGCGCUCGGCGAGUGGGCGUGCGUGUGCGCCGCGCUCGCGCGCCCGCUGCCGCCCGACGCCUCCCGCGCGCCGCCGCCCGAGCUGCGCGCGGCGGCGCUGGCGGCGUGCGAGGCGGAGUGCGCGCGCCUGGAGCACGCGCCGCCGGGCGACGCCGGCGUGCUGGGCGCGCUGCUGCCCGCGCCGGCCGAGUGGGCGGCGGCGCGCGCGCGGCUGGCGGGCGGCGCGCGGCGCGAGGCGCUGCUGGCGCGCGCGCUGGCGGCGGCGCGCGGCGCGGAGGGCGAGGCCCAGCGCUACUGGGAGCAGAGCGCCUGCGCGCUGGUGGCGGCGGCGGCGCGCGACCAGCGCCUCGCGCAGUGCGCGCGCGCCGCGGCGCCGCUCUUCCCCCACAAUGCCUUCCUCGCAUUAGCGUGCGGCGGGGCGCCGCUGUGGGCGUGGCGCGGCGGCGCGACGCAGCUGGAGCGGCUGCGCGGCGCCACGCUCGCCUCGCGCUCGCACCGCGCCGCGCUGGCGCACGCGCUGCCGGCGCUGCUGCGCGGCGCGGCGGCGGGCUGGGCGCCGGGCGCGGCGGCGGCGGCGGCGUGCCCGCGCACGCAGCGCGCGCUGCACGCGGCGCUGGACCGCCUGCCGCAGCACAAGUGGCUGGCGGUGCGCGGCGCGGCGUGGCUGGGCGCGGAGGCGGCGGCGCUGGCCGACGUGCUGCUGGAGCGGCGCCUGCGCCUGCACGCGCUACUGGAGGAGCUGGCGCCGCUCGAGCCGACGCCGCUGCACGAGCCGCACUCCUUAUGAUCUACCACAAUAAAAUGUUUACCACAGAAAA
Helicoverpa zea (corn earworm) is the source of this 2780-nucleotide messenger RNA. RefSeq lists its product as uncharacterized. Bases 194 to 2749 code for a protein of 851 amino acids. The record is from RefSeq and is a predicted model, not a curated record. Gene Ontology annotation, biological process: negative regulation of RNA catabolic process; regulatory ncRNA-mediated post-transcriptional gene silencing. The transcript has 12 exons. Gene Ontology annotation, cellular component: catalytic step 2 spliceosome. NCBI's taxonomy places the organism in Eukaryota, Metazoa, Arthropoda, Insecta, Lepidoptera, Noctuidae.